UCAAUAUGGGCGAUUGUACAGGUUGCUGUGUUUUCUGUCAAAAUGAAUGGAGAAGAGGAAACAUGGAAAGAGCUGGAUGCUGAAUUUGAUCGCUGCAUUGUGGAUGUGAAGCCUCACAUACUAAAGCUGCAGCAUAGGUCAGAACGCCAGAGGUGUGCACUGUGGGUUAAAAAACUGUGUGAGCCCUCAGGAGCAGGUACAGGAAUAGCGGGAAGGAAGAAUCGGAACUCAUAUGCAAAACUUUUGCUUCACAUGCUAAAACGAGGAGUGCUAGAAGAUCCUUUUACACAUGAACCAGAACCAGGAAUGCUGAAAACAUUACCUUCAUACAUGUUAAUUUAUUUUGAUGAACCAAAUUCAGCAAGAAUUCAAAGUAGUAGCCCAGACUAUCUGCCUGACUGGGUGAUGGGAGAGUUAGGAGAAGGUGAAUCCAUGCAUGAGGAAUUGUGGACUUUAUCUUCUAAAGAGGAGUCAUCUUCAGCAACAGCAGUUACAUAUGAGGAGAGAUUCAAGUACGAUGGGAAGCCAACAUUGAGAUCACAGUCUAUGAGUCCUCUUCUCCAGAAUGAUGAAGAUGACCUAGCAGCACCUCUGCUUGACCAUCAUCAUAAGAAAACUAUUUCUGUGGAUGACAGUGACCUUGAUGCACGUCUCAGUAGUUGGAAUCUUGGGCUUGAAAAUCCAAGAUAUUUACGGGAAAAACCAAUGCCAGUGUCUUUGAAGACAUCCAAAAUUGGCUUAGGAAAAGGUAGCAGUUUCCAGGAGGACCCAGCACUGCUUCGAAUGCAUGAAAAGGAGCUAGACUUGAAAAUGAAAAUGAUGGAAGGUAAAUUUCAUGAAGAAAGACUUCAAUUACAGCAGAAGCAUGAUUCUAAUGUUCAAAAGAUUUUGGAUCGGAAGAAUGAUGAAAUAGAGUUGUUGAAAUCCCUCCACAAAUCCAAACAGAAUGAAGCUGAAGAGACGAUUAGAAAACUGGAGAAGAAAGUUCAGACCCUACUCCGUGAAUCACAAGUCAUCAGAGAAGCAAUGGAAAAGCAGAUUGUAGAGUUAAAGAAGAUGUGCGAGAAAAGCACUGAGUCUUUGAACAAUGAGUGGGAGAAAAGGCUUCACAAUGCUGUGGCCGAAAUGGAAAAGGAGAAGUUCAGUAUUAGGAAGAAGCACGCAGAAGACAUGAGGGACCUGCUUGAGGUCACCAAUGCUCGUCUUAGCAAAAUGGAGGAGGAUUAUAUGGAACAAAUAGAGUCAACUAACCAGACGGUCAAAAAUCUGGAGGCCCGAGUGCAACAGUUGAUGGUUGAGGCUGAAAACAGUAAUUUACAGCGUCAAAAGUUAUCCCAGGAAAAGACCGAAGCAGAACAGUGUUACCAGGCAGUAUGCUCUGAACUUCAGGAAAUGAAAGCAAGGCACAAGUUAUUUCUGGAAGGCAAGGACCGUAUUGUACAGGAAUAUGAGGAGAGCAUUCAGCAAUUACAAAGUAAAUAUGAUGUUGAUAUAAAUGUUAUGAAGCAGGAGCAUGCUCUCUCUGCAGCUAAGGCAUCUGAUGUGAUUGAAGAGUUACAGCAUAGUGUGUGUCUAUUAAAACAACAGUUACAAGCUUCAGAACAUCAAAGAGAGCAACAACUGAGGGAUCAAGACUAUAAACUUCAACAAGACAAGCUUCACUUGGAGACUGUAUAUGAAAAGCAGAUUCUUGGCAUCCAGAAUGAUCUUGAUAAAGAAAGAGGGGAUGCCCAGAAGAAAAUUCACAGACUGGAGGAGACUUUGAAGUAAGUGAAUCUGAAAUAACUGU
This is a messenger RNA of Meleagris gallopavo (turkey), 1789 nucleotides long. NCBI's taxonomy places the organism in Eukaryota, Metazoa, Chordata, Aves, Galliformes, Phasianidae. The record is from RefSeq and is a predicted model, not a curated record.